AUUUUAAAAAUAAAACAAAUCAUUAUUAUAUAAAUAUAAAAAAAUCUAAAACAAAUUUAUAAACUAUAAUUAUUUAAAUAAUAUUAACUAAAAGAUAAACAAAAAUGGAUUUUUUAAUCAUAUAUAAUUAAUUCUGUUUUUCUCCCCUCGAUCUGAUAAACAAGAUUUAUGUUUUUGUUAUAAUGAUUUAGUCUCAUCACGUGCUCUUUGUUUGUAUUAAAGAAUUUAGUUCGAUUGUGUAAUCAUGCAUUUAACUUUGUUUUGAUAAAAAAAAAUAUUAUACAAGAUAUUUUGGUUAAUUUUAAACAAUACUAAAUCGUAAACAAGAAGCCUUCUCUAUCUCCACUUACGUUUUUUUUUUGUUUAAUCGUCUUCUGUUAAGUAAGCGCCUAAAGAUUCUGCAACAUGAAUUUUAAAUAUCGCUGCCAUCAUGGACCCGUCACCCAUGGCACCAUCGUACAUCGUGCGCAAAUCGACAUACUCAUAAAUGUUUUACGUGGAUAAACGAAAUUAGCUUCAUUACUAAACGUAAUCGGAUCCAGAUCCGGUCCUUGGUAAACACAUGAAGCAUGUGGAUAGUGGACAGUGACCAGUCUAUUUUAUACUAUGUUUUUAAUGAAAGUAUUAUAAAAAAUGGAUAUAGUAAUUAGGAUUAAUAAAACGACGAAAGGUACAAUUAAAAAACAAACGUCAAUCUCUAUGUCGUUGCUUCUAAUAUAUAAAGCCCGCUAUAAUCCGAUCUUGUCCGAACAAAACCAUUUCUCAUCUCACACAGAUCAGAAACACAUGUCCUCCAAUCUUCUUCCUCUAUCUCCAAUGGCAACAGAAACCGUAAGAGACAGUACCGUGCCAAACCAUGACGAGACGGAGUUAACAGAGUUCCAAAAGAAUCAGAAACGGUACCAAGACCUGAUCUCCACGCUGCCUCACGUGAAAGGCUGGAGGCCGAAAUCUCCCCUGAUUUGGUACGGUGGUCAUUGGUGGAUACAGCUUUUCCUUGAAGGUUCCCUAUACGCGCAAGAGUUCUUCCAAGCGCGACCCAAUGACUUCCUCGUUUGUAGCUACCCAAAGACAGGUUCCACUUGGCUCAAGUCACUAACAUUCACAAUAGCCAAUCGAUCUCGCUUCGACGAUUCCACGAACCCUCUCCUAAAACGUAACCCUCAUGAGCUUAUUCCUUUCCUUGAGAUCGAGUUCCCUUUGUUCCCUCACAUUGAUGUUCUCCAAGACAAAGGGAACACUCUUUUUUCAACUCAUAUGCCACACGAUUUCUUACCCGAUUCGGUUGUCAAGUCGGGUUGUAAGAUGGUUUACAUCUGGAGAGACCCAAAGGACACUUUCAUCUCCUUUUGGAGUUUCAUGCAAAAGCAAAGGUCAACACGUGGCCCGCUCAAUAGUCUUGAGGAGUGUUUUGAUAUGUUCUGCCAAGGUAUCUCUGGGGAAGGUCCUUAUCUUGAUCAUGUCUUAGGUUACUGGAAAGCUCACCAAGAGAAUCCAGAUAAGAUUUUGUUCCUCAAGUACGAGACUGUGAGAGCUGAUCCUUUGCCUUAUGUGAAGAGGUUGGCUGAGUUCAUGGGUUAUGGAUUCACAGCUGAAGAAGAGAAGAGUGGUGGUGUUGAGAAAGUUGUGAAUCUUUGCAGCUUCGAGACAAUGAAGAAUCUUGAAGCUAACAAAGGAGAUAAGGAGAGAGGAGACCACCCUUCUCCUUAUACAAACAGCACGUAUUUCAGGAAAGGAAAGACCGGAGAUUGGGUGAAUUAUCUGACUCCAGAGAUGGCUGCUCGUAUGGAUGGAAUAAUGGAAGAGAAGUUCAAAGGUACUGGUUUGCUUGAAAAUGGUGAAUGAGCUAGUUCUUGUUCGGGAAAGAUGACUCAUCCUUUGCAUGCUUGUUAAUUUAAAGCAGAAGUUUUCUCUUUUCGAUGAUCUAUGUACUACGCUACAUAUUGGAUGAAUAAAACUUGUUUCUGUUUCAGAUGAA
Brassica rapa (field mustard) is the source of this 1978-nucleotide messenger RNA. Its product is annotated as cytosolic sulfotransferase 18. Gene Ontology annotation, molecular function: sulfotransferase activity. NCBI's taxonomy places the organism in Eukaryota, Viridiplantae, Streptophyta, Magnoliopsida, Brassicales, Brassicaceae. The record is from RefSeq and is a predicted model, not a curated record.